AUGCAUUUCACUCGGGAGGCUUAUUGGAGGUUUUGCUCUCACUGGCUGGGAAUAAACCCCCUAAAGAGGACGAUUGGUACCCGGGUACCUCUAGUGGUACCCUGGUACCGCCUUCAUUUUGCUCAGAAAUGGACACCAGGUACCUCACCUGGCACCCCCUGGCAGGAGCCAGGUGGGUCUGGACCAAAGAUUCAGCUUAUAAAGAGGGAACACAGCAGUCGAGAGUUCAGCCAGAUGUCUAAUUCAGGUUAUUCAUCUGAAUUAUCAGACACAGAGGCCAAGAUUCCAGAACCAGACUCUUCAUUCAUAUCAACAGAGAUAUCAGAAGGAGAACUGAAGAAAUACAUAGAAAAUGUCAAUCCACUUUAUAAGAAAGACAUUCUUUUCCCAGAUUCAAAAAAACUUGAAUCAUGCUAA
Molecule: messenger RNA, 417 nt
Organism: Puccinia graminis f. sp. tritici CRL 75-36-700-3
Lineage: Eukaryota; Fungi; Basidiomycota; Pucciniomycetes; Pucciniales; Pucciniaceae
Exons: 6
Coding region: 1-417 (138 amino acids)
Source: RefSeq, a predicted model, not a curated record